Messenger RNA from Actinia tenebrosa (Australian red waratah sea anemone), 2374 nucleotides. RefSeq lists its product as uncharacterized. Lineage: Eukaryota; Metazoa; Cnidaria; Anthozoa; Actiniaria; Actiniidae. The record is from RefSeq and is a predicted model, not a curated record.
ACACGAAAGCCAUUUUGCUGUCAAGGCUGUCGUUUCGAAAAGAUGGCGGGAAAGAGUACAUGUCCGAUGGUCAUAAUAAAUGCUAGUGAGGUUGCUAGUGUGAUUGGUGAGCAUCCGUACAAAUCAAGAGAAGAAAUUAUGCAGAAAGUUUGGGAGCGAACAGAUCAGAGGACAUUCUGCAUAGUUAACGCCACACAAAAUAAAACUGAAGUUGCAAGAAUCGUGACUUCAAGACUUCAAGAAGCAGACGAGGAAAUCAAAGAACAGUUUUCAAGCCUACUGGUUGGAGACUGGGAUAAACAGGACGACACAUUCAUUAGAGUCCUCAAAGAAAUCUUUCCAGAAGAUGGAUAUCCAAAGCCCUCUUUAUGGCCUUUGCGGUGGAAGAUCUUGAAAGCAAUUAAAAACGAAAAAAGUCAAGAUUUCCAUGAAAAAAUCUUGUUGAAAGAGGCACGAGUAGAACAGCUUUUGAUCGAGGAGGUUAAAAAGUUAUCUAAAGAUGAAAAUAAGCCAAUUUCUAAGUCAGUGGAGGAGAUCUGCGAGAAGAAAAACAUUAAGAAUGAAGAAGUAAAGAAAGCCCUCGAUUCAGCUCUCACGAAGGAAAGAGGUACCAAACUUGAGACCAAGACGGUUGAGGUUUUUGGCCAAGAAAAAGAUAUAAAAUUUAAGCCCGUACCUCAAGAAACUGUAUCAAAAGUGAUGGAACAUGAAAGUGUGAGGUGGGCACUCCAAGGCAGGGCUGAUGCUCUUCUCAAAGAUAAAGUUAUCGAAGUAAAAAACCGGAAAAACCGGUUUAUGCAACCAUUAUAUGACCUCAUCCAGUUGCAGGCAUAUCUCUACCUCUACGAAAUGCCAGAGGGAAUUCUUCUGGAGAGGUUUCGCAAAGAGCACAAUGAGACAUCAGUGAAAUUUGAAGAUAAUUAUUGGAAUAAUGAAGUGGUCCCAGCUCUAAAAGACUUUGUUUUUGUGCUCCAAGAUUAUGUUGAGAAGAAUAUGUCACUCCUGAAAGAGAAUAAAUGUGAUGUCAAUAUUGGUGGACCCAGAUCUCCUUCCAAGAGACCUUGCGGCACCCUUGAAAGUCCAGCGAUACAGGAGAAGAUGGCAAGAAAUGAUGAGGAAGAAGUUGACUCAGACUCACUUUUUGCAAACAUAGAACUAGAUUGCUUGGACAAUUUCGUAGUUGAAAAAGGAUUAGAAAUUAAGCAUUGAGUCUUUGAAACAGUGGCAAAUAUUGAGGAAUUCCCAUAGGGGGUCACUCCUGUCCUCAACAAAUCAUUUCUUACUCCCCUAACCCAAAUACAUGCAAGUGACAAGUAACUCUGCCAGUGAAAUGAGGAAUCCCAGGCGCUCUAAGUGCCCUCUAAUAUACCCCUGCUGUUAUUGCUAAAUACUUGAUUUUACAGUUCCGUUCAGUGACCACAAAUAAUAAUUCCAAGCCAAGGCUGGAGUUGCCACAUAUGAAAACAUGUAGUAUUGCUAUGCAGGGAAAUACCAACCUCAACAUGAAACUACUAUUCAGGGUCACUGAACGGAACUGUAAAAUGGAGUAUUGAGGCCCUUUUACACUUUGAAACUUUUAGGUGAAACUGGUGUGCAAUGGCAUUGCGAGACAAGGUGUUACAUGCCACAAUUUCAUCCUGAAUCUCAUUCGCAACACAAGUUUUGGUUGCCAAGUAGAAAGCAGUUAUCCUUUUUGAGAAACUUUCUCGAGAUGAAAGUUUCACAAAGCUGGGGUGUUACACGGUGCAAUUGCUUCUGAUACUAACUUGUCUUGCAAUGCUGUUGUACACUAGUUUCACCUAAAACACAUAACAGGGCCUUUACUCAAAUUACUUCCUUUUAUUCAGCCCAGGUCUCCUUUAUUUUUGCCUGGAUUUGACCUACAAAUUUGUUUUUUACAGGACAUUGUUUGAUUGAAUGUCAUUUCCAUUGCACUGUUUGAAAUUUUAGGGAUUGAAGUCCACAGAACAGAAAAAAAUUAAUUCUCAUUAGUAUUUAAUAGUUUUUAUCAUAAGUAUGUAAGUGAUAGAUUCGUUUUUAGUCAUCAAAAUGCAUGCAUUACAAUAUAAAGAACUCAUAAUAUAAUUAGGAAUGUUUUAUUAUAUUUACAUUAGAAAUAUUCAGUGGUAUAAACAAUUUUCGCUAUAAGCUAUUAAGUGUAGAAAUCAAAAAUAUUCUAGAUAUUACAACAAUGAAUCAAAGUGUGAAUUGAAAAACUGUGGGCAUCUAGAAAAUAUUCCAGGAAUGUUCUAUUGUUUUUUGGCAAAUCAAAGUUGACUUACAAACCACAAGAUAAUGGAAAGAUAACAAUAUAACGCUUCUGAUUUGUUAAGAAACAUCCUUGAAAUAUUUCUAGGUGCCCACAGUUUUUGGA